Rhizophagus irregularis DAOM 181602=DAOM 197198 is the source of this 318-nucleotide messenger RNA. NCBI's taxonomy places the organism in Eukaryota, Fungi, Glomeromycota, Glomeromycetes, Glomerales, Glomeraceae. The record is from RefSeq and is a predicted model, not a curated record.
UCUAAUUUAAUUUUUUGUAAAAUUAAAAAUUAUACUCUGAUAGUUUUUUUUUUCUUACUAUGUUUAGCACUAAAAAAAAAUUGGGGAUUAAAAAAAAUUUCGGUUUUUUUUUCAGUAAAUACAAUCAGAAAAAAAAGGGGUAUUUUCUGAAAGAAAAUCUUGAUCUCUUUGGGAUCGGAAUAAGAAAUGAUCAAAUUUUCAUUAGGAAAUUUUAUAAUCAAAUCUUUUUUUUAAAAAAAAUUUGUCAUUAUUAUUUACACGAAUGGCGCAGAAAAUGGAAAAUCUAGAGCAUAAGCAGAGCUUUUAGUCCUUAUAUAU